UCCAAGCUCAACACCAGCAAGAGCUAUGCAAAAUAUGGGUGCCCUUUGGCCAUGGAUCCAAGCCUGCUUGGCCAUUGUUACAUUGAUAGAGAUCUUGUGGCUCCUUCUGAGGAAUAGGAGCACCAAAGAGACCGCAAGGCUCAACCUCCCUCCAGGCCCUCUUGGGCUUCCAAUCAUCGGAAACUUGCACCAGUUAGGAUCGUUACCUCAUCGAUCCUUUGCAAGUUUGUCGUGGAAACAUGGCCCGCUCAUGUUCUUACAGUUGGGCCGUGUUCCCACCCUGGUGAUUUCCUCUGCCAAAAUGGCUAAGGAGGUGAUGAAAACACAAGACUUGGCUUUUGCAAGUCGGCCAUUCCUUGUCGCUGCUAAUCGCCUAUGUUAUGGAAGCACCGAUAUGGCUUUUGCACCAUAUGGUGAUUACUGGAGACAAGUAAGAAAGAUCUGUGUGCUACAAUUACUCAGCAUAAAGAAGGUGCAGUCGUUUAAGCUGGUAAGGGAAGAAGAGGUUGCUAGCAUGGUUAGAGCCAUCUCUGGCUCUUUUGGUGGUGGCCCUGUGAAUCUGAGUGAGGCAUUUUAUACCCUCGCUAACAACCUAAUAUGCAGGGUUGCACUAGGCAAGAGUUACUACUCUGAAGGACAGCAAAGGAAAUACGAUUUUCGCAAGAUUGUAGGUGAAUUUGCAGAGUUGUUGGGAGCCUUCUGUGCUCGUGACUUCUUUCCCUCUAUGGGGUGGGUGGAUAUCGUCACCGGGAUCAGAGCCCGGCUCAACAACAACUUCAAAGACUUGGAUGGUUUCCUUGAUGAAGUGAUCACAGAGCACCAAGGCAAGGAGGUUCCUGAUCCUACAACCAAGCAGCAGUCCGACUUUGUCGACAUUUUGUUGCAGCUCCAAAAGGAUCCAAGUCUUGAUGUUCCUCUGAGCAUGGACAACAUCAAAGCUAUUAUAUUGGAUAUGUUUUCUGGAGGAACCGAGACGUCGGCAACCACUUUAGAGUGGUUGAUGUCUGAGCUCAUCAGGAAUCCGAUCGUAAUGAGGACAGUUCAAGAAGAAUUACAACGAGUAGUGGGAGGAAAAGGCAAGGUAUUUGUUGAAGAAGAGGAUCUUCAUGAGUUACAAUACCUUCAAUCUACAAUCAAGGAGACCCUUAGGCUAUAUCCUCCAGCUCCCCUUCUGGUACCACGCGAACUAAGGGAGAAGACUACGAUUAAUGGACACGAUAUCCCUGCAAAUACUAGAGUCUACAUAAAUGCUUGGGCCAUAGGUAGGCAGCAUGAUUCAUGGGAGAGAGUUGAUGAGUUCUUCCCUGAGAGGUUUAUGAACAAUGACAUUGAUUUCAAAGGACACGAUUUCGAGUUCAUUCCAUUCGGGGCUGGACGAAGAGGGUGCCCAGGAUAUCAUUUUGCCCUACAAAUUGUGGAACUCGCAGCGGCAAAUCUCCUCCACUGCUUUAACUGGAAGCUUCCCUCUGGGUGCCAAGGUCUAGACAUGGCUGAAUCCUCUGGGCUUACUAUGCAUAGAAAAUCUCCUCUAAUGCUUGUUGCCACUCCACGAUGUACUUAAAUUAUAGGAACAUUGUUAAAUUUGCUAAAGUGUAUUUUUUAGAAAUUAUAUUAAUCUUUAGUUAUUUUAUUCUGAGUGAUGUAGUGAGGUUGUAUUUGUAAAUUUGUGUACUAAGAAGUUAUGAAACUAUUAGGUGGUUAGAAAUUAUUGUUGCAAGUGAGUAGUUAUUUUAGUAAAUAUGGUUAUAAGAACCUCUAUUUAAAGAGAGGUGUAUGAUGAGAAAAUCAAUUACAUGUGUAUAAAGUGUAAUACCUUUGUGUACUCCAUUUUCAUAUUGUUGGAAUGAAAGUUGUAAUGAUGUUGUG
Molecule: messenger RNA, 1866 nt
Organism: Amborella trichopoda
Lineage: Eukaryota; Viridiplantae; Streptophyta; Magnoliopsida; Amborellales; Amborellaceae
Product: cytochrome P450 71A1
Molecular function (GO): oxidoreductase activity, acting on paired donors, with incorporation or reduction of molecular oxygen; monooxygenase activity; iron ion binding
Source: RefSeq, a predicted model, not a curated record